This is a messenger RNA of Angiostrongylus costaricensis, 489 nucleotides long. The record is from the annotation of a GenBank genome assembly. Lineage: Eukaryota; Metazoa; Nematoda; Chromadorea; Rhabditida; Metastrongylidae.
AUGCGGAAAAUAAACAUCGAUUGUACUGCUCCAAGUUCGUGGUUUCCGAAAAAAACAGUAUCGUCGGACACUGCUUCACUGGACGAUCUAGAUUGUACUCGUUGCGGUUCAACACAGGAUCCAUCUCUCUCGUCCAUUAAUGCAUCUUCAUGGUACCCUUCCCACACAUCAGCCCUACCUCCGAUUCCUUCACCUAAUCCGAAUAGGAGCUUUGGACUAAGUUCUAUUACCGGUGGAACGAACAUCGACACAGGUUCGUUGAUCAACGCUGGCUCUCCGUUGGGCGAUGAAGAUAGUGAGGAACCUAAGAAGUGUGAAGUCAACGGUUGUUCGAGAGCUUUUUCGUUAGAGGCAAAUUUGAAGUCACAUCUUAAAACGCACACUGGCGAGAAACCGCACAAAUGUCAGUUUUGUGACCGUGCAUUUUCUCAUCCGUAUAACUUGCGAGUUCAUAUCUCUAGGAGACACAAAGACAAGAAAUUAGGUUGA